Papaver somniferum (opium poppy) is the source of this 3831-nucleotide messenger RNA. RefSeq lists its product as uncharacterized. NCBI's taxonomy places the organism in Eukaryota, Viridiplantae, Streptophyta, Magnoliopsida, Ranunculales, Papaveraceae. The transcript is spliced from 4 exons. The record is from RefSeq and is a predicted model, not a curated record. Bases 1 to 3831 code for a protein of 1276 amino acids. Gene Ontology annotation, molecular function: nucleic acid binding; RNA-DNA hybrid ribonuclease activity.
AUGGCUAGGAGUCUUCGCAAUGCCAUUAUUCCAGAACCAAUUACCAUCUGUGAUCUUAGAGGUGUUAAACGAAAUGAGGAUGGAUUAUGCAUCAAUUCUGGAGGAAAACAAUCGACUGUAGUUACAAGAAUCAACAAGAAUAAGGAUGAACAAUGGGAGGUGGUGGCUAUCCCUAAUAGGCCGCACGGUCCAUUUAUUGGUCGUAGUGGAGGUUUAUGGUUACUCUGGCAAGAAGAGAUCGAGGCUGAGGUUAUUUCUUUUUCAAAGAAUUUAAUCCAUCUUCAAGUGAAACAGCAUGGUCCAUACCCAAUGUGGAAUCUUUUUUGUGUUUACGGACCACCUAAGAGAACGGAUAGAGCAAAUUUUUGGCAAAUUUUAUCUACUUAUUCACAAUAUGUAGAAGAGCCGAAAUGCUUCAUAGGCGAUUUCAAUGCUCUUUCAUCUGUCAGAGAAAAAUUUGGAGGUGACCAAUCAUUGAAUAAUACAAUAACUCAUUUUAAUAACUUCAUUCGUGAUAAUCAUCUCUUGGAUUUGGGUUUCUCUGGUCCUGCAUACACAUGGAAUAACGGAAGACAGUUUCAUAGUUUAAUAAGACAGAGAUUGGAUAGAGUGUUGGCUUCACCAGACUGGUGUCUCACUUUUGAAACUUCAGGAGUUUUGCAUUUACCGAGGCUUUCAAGUGACCAUUCCCCUAUCAUUCUAAAUACCUGCAGAAAUACUCCCCGUAAUCCCCCUUCUUACAAGUUUGAAGCAUACUGGUGUGCUCAUCCAGAUUUUCUCAAAGUGGUUCUUGAGAGUUGGAACAUCAAUCUCACAGUUGAUUUGAUUGGAAAAUUGGCUUGUCUUGGCGGCUUCCUAAAAAGUUGGAGUAAAAAUAACAUUGGUUGUAUUAAAAAUAAGAUCAGAAAUUUGAAAAAGAAGUUACUUCAUCUUCAAAGUCUGAACCCGUCGACUACAACUCUUCAACAGGAAAAAAUUGUUGCUGAUAAAUUAAAUGAGUAUAUCAUUAUGGAGGAUACUUAUUGGGAACAAAGAAUGAAGAUCACUUGGCUGAAAACAAGAGAUAGAAACACAAAGCAAUUCCACCUAUCAGUACAGCAAAGAAGGAAGAAAAACAAUAUCUCUUGCUUACAAGGGAAUAACGGACAAUGGUUAACCAAACCAAUUGAGAUAGCAGAUGAAUUAAUCUCUUUCUUCAAAACAUUGUUUCAGCAGGAUAUGGGAAUUCAAGCUCCAACAAAUCUACAAGAUUCUUAUUUUUCUCUUGAAACAUAUGAAAAUACUUCUCUUUCUUCGAUACCUACAAGUGAAGUUGUUUGGAAUGUGGUGAAAAGCAUGAAUUCCUUUGGUUCUCCAGGGACGGAUGGUUUUCCGGCGAUUUUUUAUAAGAAAAGUUGGUCCAUAGUGGGAGAAUAUACAAUCAAAUUCAUACAACAGAUCUUCAGGAUGGGAGAAUUACCAAUUGUUAGACUAAGUCCUUACUUGAAUAAGUUUAUAUCCUGGUCUCAAAAUGCCCUUGUAAAGAAUAGACAGGUAACAAAUAAUAUUGUUAUUGCUAAAGAGUUAUUUCACUCAAUGCAUAAGUCUAAGUCUAAACAAGGAAUUUUUGCACUCAAAUUAGAUAUGUCGAAGGCGUAUGAUAGAGUUUACUGGUCUUUUUUGAGUUUCAUGCUUCAUCAAAUGGGGAUACAUGACCAUGCUCAUAUGUUGAUAAUGAACUGUGUAUCUACUUUAAAUUUCUCUAUACUUUUCAAUGGAUCUCCGUAUGGGAAUUUUGCAAGUGGAAGGGGAUUACGGCAAGGCUGGCCUUUAUCACCAUCUUUAUUCAUUAUUUUCUCACAGGGAUUAUCCUUACUCAUGGCUAAAUUUGAGAACACAAGUCUCUAUAGUGGAUACAAGAUCAACAAUUAUGCGCCAUCAAUUAGUCAUCUUAUAUUUGCGAAUGAUUUUUUUUUCUUUGGGAGAAACUCGGAAUCAAAUGUGAACCAGUUGAAGUGUAUUUUGGACUUGUAUUCUUCUUUCUCAGGUCAGAUAAUUAACUUCUUCAAAUCUUCGAUUCACUUCAGUAAUGGAUGCUCUCCUUAUAACAAAUGGCGAACGGUUCAAAUUUUGAGUGUAAGAGAAAUGGAAACUAAUGAAAAGUACUUAGGUACUUAUCCACUGAAAUCUGAUUGCAGCAUUGAUACUUUUGAGCCUCUAGUAUCAAAGUUUGGAAAUAAACUUUCUAGUUACAGAUCUUUCUAUGUUAAUUCUGCGGGUCGAAUUGUUUUAUCAAAGAAUGUGUUGGCUGCUAUACCUAAUUAUUCUAUGGGUAUCAGUAAACUUCUAAAGGGUGUUACAAACCAAAUUUCACGUAUUCAACGUGCUUUCUGGUGGGGACAUGAAACGAGCACAAGAAAAUGUCAUUUUAUCAGUUGGGAUAAGGUAGAGAAAGCUAAAGAAAAUGGAGGUUUGGGUUUAAGAAAUAUGCAACAAGUGAAUAUCUCAUUGGUUUCAAAUUUGGUUUGGCGGUUCUUAACAUGUAUAUAUGCUUCUUGGGUGCAAUUAUACAAGAGUAAAUAUCUGCAAUCACUCUCUUUUUGGGAUUGCGACCCAAAACCAGGUGGUUCAAAAACCUGGAGGGAUAUGCUGUCUGUAAGAAACUUGUUCACAAAUAAUUGUGUCUGGUUUAUCGGCUCAGGUUGCAAUAUUCACAUCUGGAAUGAUCCUUGGAUUCCAAAUGUACCAGGCUUUAGACCAACUAAAUUACCAGAUUCAAGAGUUCAAGUUGAAACGGUUUCAGAUCUCUUCAUCCAAGGCCAAAACCAAUGGAAUAUCGAACUUCUCCUGCAAGUUUUUCCACAAGAUCAGGUGGAGGAAAUUACUAAUAUUUAUAUCCCACGGGAUGAUCAGGUGAUGGAUAAAUUAGUCUGGUUAAAAACUCCUUCAGGUAACUUUACCUCAAAAUCUUGUUACAAACUGCAGGCUGAUAAUGUGGCAACAACUUCAUCGAUGUCAGCUUUUCCCUGGAAAUUGUUAUGGAAACAAAUGAAGACACAACAUAAGAUUCAUAUAUUUCUGUGGAAGGCGGUAUUUCUGGGCAGUCCACUUUUCAUUGAUAUACCGGAAGAAAUAGAAGCUAUGCAGAUUAUUCAACAUCGGUUACAAUAUGCUGAUCAUGGAAUAAUGUUGAGUCUGGGUUCGUGCUUCUUGUGGAAUAUUUGUAAGAUAAGAAACGACGUGAUCUUCAAUAAUGUGACACCAUCAGUGUCCCAAUGUAUUUCUAAAGCUUUACAAGAUUUCAAGGUUUUUGAUAUCCGUAAUUCUUUGAAUUUUUGUACUGAAGUCCCAAUUAAUCAGGUUAAUGUAGCAAGUUGGCAAUUUCCACCUCCUUUAUACAUCAAAAUCAAUGUCGAUGUUGCCUACAAUAAUGGAAAAGGUGCAGUAGCGGCGGUUGCAAGGGAUUCUUAUGGAAAUCACCUGGGAAGUGGAACAUUGUGUUUUGAUUCCUUCUCAUCAACAGUCGCAGAAGCUAAGGCUUAUGGUUUUGGUCUUCAACUGGCUAGAAGACUACAAGUAAGCAAAAUCAUUCUAGAAGGGGAUGCAGAAGUCAUUCGUAAAGCUAUUAUAUGGAAUAUGAACGAAAUUCCAUGGAGUAUGUGUUCCACUAUUCUCUCGAUUCAAGAUCACAUCAAGGAUUUCAGCGAAGUCAGUUUUACUGUUGUUCCUAGAGAUGCAAACUCUAUUGCUCAUGACUUACUUCAAUUUGCAAUUUCUAAUUUUAUAAACAGAUGGUGGAUUCAUGAUGAACCACCUAAUUGUAUUAUGCAACACCUCAUUAUAGAGGAUUAA